Molecule: messenger RNA, 4696 nt
Organism: Drosophila nasuta
Lineage: Eukaryota; Metazoa; Arthropoda; Insecta; Diptera; Drosophilidae
Gene: Hsp110
Product: heat shock protein 70Cb
Exons: 8
Coding region: 246-2762 (838 amino acids)
Biological process (GO): protein folding
Cellular component (GO): nucleus; cytosol
Molecular function (GO): ATP binding; ATP-dependent protein folding chaperone
Source: RefSeq, a predicted model, not a curated record
ACCAUUCUCAGCCGACGUCGACGUCGCCGCUUGAAUUUUCAUUACGCUGAAAAAACGUGUCGGUCGCGGUAGAUAAAUUGAAGCGUUUAUGUAUUGUUAAUAUAAAUAAGCAUAAAGCUUUUUACAUAUAUAAAUAAAUUGCAAAAAAUUUGCUGAAACAAAAGAAGCCGCCCCUAAAAAAACUAGGCAACAAAGUCUAACCAAAUAAAUAGUUCAACUAAAUCAAUCAAAAACUAGAGGGAAAAAUGUCUGUGAUUGGCAUCGAUUUCGGUAACGAGGGCUGCUAUGUAGCGGCAGCAAGGUCUGGCGGCAUCGAAACCUUGGCUAAUGACUACAGUCUGCGUGCAACGCCCUCCUUUGUGGCCUUCGAUGGCAAGAAGCGCAUCAUUGGCGUGGCGGCCAAGAACCAGCAGGUGACAAACAUGAAAAACACAGUUGGCGGUUUUAAGCGUCUGCUUGGCCGCAAAUUCAACGAUCCACAUGUACAACACGAACUCAAGAGCAUUCCAGCACGCGUUGAGGAGCGUAACGAUGGCAGCAUUGGCAUCAAAGUCAACUAUCUGAACGAGGAUCAGCACUUCUCCCCCGAACAACUGACUGCCAUGCUGUUCACCAAACUGAAGGAGACCUCGGCAUCGGCCAUGCAAACGCAGGUCAAUGACUGUGUCAUUGCCUGUCCCGUAUUCUUUACCAAUGCCGAGCGUCGUGCCCUCCUCGAUGCCGCCCAAAUCGCUGGCCUCAAUGUCCUUCGCCUGAUGAACGAGACGACGGCGACAGCGUUGGCCUAUGGCUUCUAUAAGAACGAUUUGUUCGAGGAUAAGCCACGCAAUGUGAUCUUUGUUGAUUUUGGCCAUUCGGCGCUGCAGGUCAGCGCUUGUGUCUUCACCAAGGGUAAACUGAAGAUGAUCGCCAGCAGCUGGGAUCAGAUUGGUGGGCGAGACUUUGAUCUGGCGUUGGCCGAAUACUUUAGCAAGGAGUUCCUCGAACGUUACAAGAUCAAUGCUAAGACCAAUGCACGCGCUAAUCUGCGUCUCUUGACUGAAAUUGAGAAGCUCAAGAAGCAGAUGUCGGCAAACAGCACCAAACUGCCAUUAAACAUUGAAUGCUUUUUGGAUGACAUCGAUGUCAGCUCAUCCAUGCAACGUUCACAAAUGGAGGAGCUUGUCGCUCCCGUCUUGGAACGUGUGGAGCAAACAUUCAGGAAGCUGUUGGCCGAAUCGAAGUGGUCCGUCGAUGACAUUGACUCGGUGGAAAUUGUGGGCGGCAGCACUCGCAUACCAUCGAUCAAGCAGCUCAUUGAGAAGGUAUUCAACAAGCCGGCGAGCACCACACUUAAUCAGGAUGAGGCUGUGUCCCGUGGCGCUGCCCUGCAAUGCGCGAUCAUGUCGCCGGCGGUGCGUGUCCGUGAAUUCGGUGUGACUGAUAUACAGAACUAUGCGGUCAAAGUACUUUGGGAUGCCGAAGGUUCAGCGUCGAAUGCCGAAGUUGAAAUCUUUCCCCAAUUCCAUGCAUCACCGUUCAGCCGUUUGGUGACAAUUGCGCGCAAGAGUCCGUUCAGCGCAUCCAUUGUUUAUGGCCAGCCUGUGCCGUAUCCGGAUCAAACCAUUGGUGUUUGGAAGAUCAAGGAUAUCAAACCAACGGAACGUGGUGAGAGUCAGGAAGUGAAACUGAAAGUGCGCAUCAAUCAAAAUGGUAUUGUGCUGAUUUCAUCGGCCACACUGGUCGACCGCAAGGAACUGGAAGAGGCUGCUGCCGCCACUGGAGAGCAGGCUGCUGGCGAGGAGAAGGCCACUGGUGAGCAGCCGGCUGCCAACUCUGGGGAGCAAGCGGAUGCUCAGCAGGAGGCAUAUUGUGAGAAUGAGGAUGAUAAUAAUACAUCAACAGCCUCAUCACCUGGCGGACAAGGGUGGGCACAGCGGGUCAAGGGCUGGUUUGGUUCGGGCAAUGAUAAGGCUAAGAAGAAGACCAUUAAGGCCGUUGAGCUGCCUAUGGAAAUAGUUACCCAUGGUUUCUAUCCAAAUGAGUUGGCCAACUAUUCGCAGCAGGAAGCUAAGAUGAUUGGCAAUGAUCAGAAGGAAACCGAGCGUAUUGAUGCCAAGAACGCAUUGGAGGAGUUUGUUUACGAUAUGCGUAACAAGUUGCAGGGUGGUCCUCUGGAGCGUUAUGUUGUUGAGGCCGAACGUGAAGCGAUUGUGGCGCAGCUGAAUGAUCUCGAGAACUGGCUGUAUGAGGAUGGCGAGGAUUGCGAGCGUGAGAUUUACACCAGUCGACUGUCGACACUGCAACAACAAACGGAUCCCAUCAAGCACCGUUCUCAGGACUUUGAGCAGUCUCCCGCUGCAUUCGAUGAACUGAAGAACAGCAUUGCAUUUGCACGCCAAGCUGUGGCAGAAUUCCGCAAGGGUGUGGCCAAGUACGACCAUCUGACGGAAACCGAAUUCAUUAACAUUGCCGAAACUGCGGACAAGGCGCAAAAAUGGCUGGAUACCAAUUUAGUCAAGUUCACGCAAGCACCACGCACUAGCGACAGUCCUGUGCAGACAUCAGCGGUGCGCCAGGAGGUGCAGACCCUGAAUGCCUGUGUUAAUUCGGUGAUUACACGCGCGAAACCGAAGCCAGCUGCCAAGACAACAACGACACCGCCCAAGGAUGCGCCCAAUGCAGAGCAAAAUGGUGGCGAGCCAAGUGCAGCCGGUGACAAAAUGGAUGUGGAUGGUAAUGCGCAGGCGGCCACCAAUGAUCCAUCUAUGGAUGUGGAGUGAGUUGUGCGCGUGCCGCGAUAUAUUUAAAUAUAAAUAUAUAUAUGUAUGGUAUUGGCUAACGAUAAACAAGAAGAACCGAUAGAUAAACUAUAAACAACAAAAAGAAACAAACAACAAAAUUAACUUAACGUAUACAAUGAAUAUGAAAGAACAACAACAAAUUGUAUAUGCACUUUUGCUUUUUUCAACGCAUCAGAAUCAAAGCAAACUGGCAAACUGUAAACAACAACCGAUGAAACUACAUGUGUAAGCGUAUAAUACAAAAUGAUUUGAUUAAGCAGGCACGAUUGACAGCGAUUGGCAGUGGCAGAGACACGGUAAAAGAAAAACACAGGCAGACAACAAGCUGCGUAAAUGCAACAAUUUCUGAAUAAUACAACAAACAAAACAAAACCAACCAUUUCUAAUCGACCAUUUUUUGCAUAUAGUUGAAUAACAAAGCGACACUAAAAAGAAUGGAAUUAAAAUAAUCAAAUAAAACAAUGAUGAUUCCAAAAAAGCAACAGCAAGUCUUUUCACUUAUUUUUCUGUUUAAUAUGCCUCUACGUGAGGUUGUUGGCGCACAGAGUGUUCAAACAAUAACAAGAGUUUUCCACGAAUUGGCCAUAAUAUUAAAUGAUAUAUACAUAUAUUCCUCGAUUCUAUACAGAUUUGUAUACAGCGUUGUAUGAAUGGCAGCAGCAUUUUCUGGGUUUUCAAUUGAGCACAAUAUUUAAUUGAUGAAGAUGUUUAUAAUCAUUUUGCAAAAGAUUAGCAUCCCAUAGAGGAUUCCAGCCCAGUUGUAAACAUUUAGAAAAUUAUCAUAUAAAAUAUAUUAUCAAUUUGGUAUUAGGUUAUGGUAUGUAGUUAUCUAUUGGGCUAAGGAAACAAUGUAGUAGAGUGCUGGUAAAGCAAAUCAAUAUUAGAUCACUAGAAAGCAAUACAAAACCCUAAAUCAAAGAAUCAAGUUGGACGACAACCCGAUUAGAAAAUGAAUUAAUAACUAACGAAUUUUCUAUAAAAAUAAAUCAGAAUUUAUGUGGGAAUUCUAAAUAAAAAUUAAUUGUAAGGUAUGAUUUUACAAUUCAAAAUGCAUCAAAAAAGAUACAAGAGUGGACAUAACAUAUGAAUAUAUUAUAUGUUAUGUCCUUUAAAAUGUAAUUACAUAACUUAACACAGAAAGAAUUAAAAUAUAAAUCCAAGGGUCUAUUACGAUCGGAAUACCGACUUGGAUAUUAGAAAGAGGUAUAAUUGGAACUCGUCGCUUCACACUUUUCUGAAUAUAUUUGCAAAUUUAUUUGCGCUUACACUAGCAAAUAUUUGAUGAUUUUCCAUAUAUACACUUUUCUAUACUAUACUAUGUGUACAGAAAAUUGUAUACACAAAGCGACGUAUAAAAGCCGGCAGAAUUUCGUUGCUUUUUCAGUUGAGUUUUCUCUGCGAAACGUAGCGAAAUAUUUGAUAUUCGAGAUUUUGGAAACAGAAAGUCUAUCAAGAUGAAGAUGUUUGUAAUUCUCUUACUGGGCUUGCAGGUGCUCUGGGCUACAGCAUCACCCACAACAGUUAACACAUUGGAGAUAUCUGCUGAUAAGAGCAGAGAAUGUAGUGCUUAUUGUGGAUCAGUUGCAAGGCAUCUGCAAGCAAACACAAUCACAAUCGAAAGCAAGGACACUCAGAUAAGGGAACUCGAAGCCAAGGUUGCUGAUCUAGAAGCUAAACUGGCGAGAAAGGGAACUUCAGAGGCAGCUCCGGUGGAAUCAACUGAUGACCUUGUGUCUAGUCUUCAUCAGAAAAUCGAUGCUAUAAGGAACAAGAUCAAAGAUAUUGGAAACAUCUACUCGGGAUCAGUGAACGUUAAGAAACCAGUUAGUGAAGAAAAUGUUGAAAAAUAAUCCAUAUAAGUUUUGGAACGAAUUUCAUUAUAAAUUAUAAUAAACGAUUUUGAACAUUAAAAA